UGCAUGAGGGGCCGCAGGGGCGACCGCAUGACCACCAACAUCCAGGAGCACAUGGCCAUCAACGUGUGCCCCGGGCCCAUCCGGCCCAUCCGCCAGAUCUCUGACUACUUCCCUCGCCUGGCACCGGGACCCGAAGGGGGUGGCCGGGGAUGUGGAGAGGCCCCGGCCCACCUGGCCCCCCUGGCUCUGGCCCCCCCUGCGGCCCUCCUCGGGCCCAGCACACCUGAGGAUGGGGCUGAGGUGGACAGCUACGACUCAGAUGACACCACUGCCCUGGGCAUGUUGGAGUUCGACCUUCUCUAUGACCAGGCCUCCUGCACCCUGCGCUGCAGUAUCCUCAGGGCCAAGGGCCUCAAGCCCAUGGACUUCAAUGGCCUUGCCGACCCCUACGUCAAGUUGCACCUGCUGCCUGGCGCCUGCAAGGCCAAUAAAUUAAAAACCAAGACUCAGAGGAACACGCUGAAUCCUGUGUGGAAUGAGGACCUGACGUACAGCGGGAUCACGGGUGAUGACAUCACUCACAAGGUGCUCAGGAUCUCUGUCUGCGAUGAAGACAAGCUGAGCCACAAUGAGUUUAUUGGGGAGAUCCGUGUGCCUCUCCGCCGCCUCAAGCCUUCACAGAAGAAGCAUUUUAACAUCUGCCUCGAGCGUCAGGUCCCGCUGGCGUCACCCUCCUCCAUGUCUGCAGCGCUGCGGGGCAUCUCCUGCUACCUGAAGGAGCUAGAGCAGGCUGAGCAGGGGCCUGGACUCCUGGAAGAGCGUGGGCGCAUCCUGCUGAGCCUCAGUUACAGCUCUCGGCGCAGGGGGCUGCUGGUGGGCAUUGUUCGCUGCGCCCACCUGGCAGCCAUGGAUGUCAAUGGCUACUCUGAUCCUUAUGUGAAGACGUACCUGAGGCCAGAUGUGGACAAGAAAUCCAAGCACAAAACAUGUGUGAAGAAGAAGACUCUAAACCCAGAAUUUAAUGAGGAAUUUUUCUAUGAGAUAGAACUCUCCACCCUGGCUACCAAGACUCUGGAAGUCACCGUUUGGGACUAUGACAUUGGCAAAUCCAAUGACUUCAUAGGCGGCGUGUCCCUGGGGCCGGGUGCCCGAGGAGAGGGCCGGAAGCACUGGAGUGACUGCCUGCAGCAGCCGGACGCGGCUCUGGAGCGCUGGCACACCCUGACAAGCGAGCUGCCCCCUGCAGCCGGGGCGCUCCCCUCGGCCUGAGACCAGCAGCCGCCUGCAAGGCCCCCGGGCAGGGCCCAGGACCCAACCUUCGCACGAGUGUGUUGCACGUUUACACGGGUGGGAGGCCCUGCCCUGCACUACCUGUCUUAUUUCUGUGAGAGUCUCCGUGACUGUGGGUCUGUCUUCUUGUGAGGGAUGUGGGGCUCUAUAUCCACAUAUGCAGAUUCCUCUUGCCUGACUCGCUGUUUCCUGCAAAUAUGCAAACUCCCCUCUGCACCCCGAGGAGUGCUGUCCCCAGGUCCCUCGUGGCCCUCUGUGCCUCUCCAAGCUGCCCGGCCCCUCACCCACAGGGAGGAGGUCGGAUUAGGGGAGGCUCGGAAGAGAAUGUUUCCAAGGGACAAAGAAGAGCUACUCAUUUAAUACAGAAAUUUCAUUUGAAAAGUCCUAGCCCUGUACAGCUGCCCUUUUAAAGGGGUGGCCACCAUGGGGUGCUGUUGCUCCAGAGGCAGCAGAUGCUCCUGGCCACUCAUUUAAAUAACCGUCCCCCUGGCUGGGGCCGGGAUGUGAGGGCAGGGCCCCUGCCACCUUCCUGGGGGACAUCUGUGCAUGUUUACGCCUUUUCUGGUCAUGUCAGUGGCCAAAGCAUGGCAACUGGGCAUCAAUAAACAUCUCUGAGGAA
Messenger RNA from Octodon degus (degu), 1849 nucleotides. RefSeq names its product double C2 domain alpha (gene Doc2a). Gene Ontology annotation, cellular component: membrane. The record is from RefSeq and is a predicted model, not a curated record. Bases 4 to 1209 code for a protein of 401 amino acids. The transcript is spliced from 10 exons. NCBI's taxonomy places the organism in Eukaryota, Metazoa, Chordata, Mammalia, Rodentia, Octodontidae.